AUGCGCCGAGCGCAGCCCCGCCGGGUCUCCUACACUGCACUGGGAACCGCAAUAGCCACGCGCAGCCGGGAGGUGUUCGCGCUGCCGCGGCGGUGUCUCCUCCCUGCGCCUCGCUGGCCGCGGCGGGCUCAGGUGCGCCUUGCCCCGCUCAGUGCCAUGAUCCGGCAGGAACGUUCCACAUCCUACCAGGAGCUGAGUGAGGAGUUGGACCAGGUGGUUGAGAACCCCCAUCAGGCAGACGAGCUGGACAAGGAGUCCAUCGAGGUCCAGGGUCUGGGUGCCGGACCAGGCCUGGACAGCGAGUCAGCAUCCAACAGCCUGCGCUUCAGCAAGGCUUGCCUGAAGAACGUCUUUUCGGUCCUGCUCAUCUUCAUCUACCUGCUGCUCAUGGCCGUGGCCGUCUUUCUGGUCUACCAGACCAUCACGGACUUCCGUGAGAAGCUCAAGCACCCCGUCAUGUCCGUGUCGUAUAAGGAGGUGGACCGCUAUGAUGCGCCAGGUAUUGCCCUGUACCCUGGGCAGGCCCAGCUGCUCAGCUGUAAGCAUUACUACGAGGUCAUCCCGCCUCUGACAAGCCCUGGCCAGCCUGGUGACAUGGACUGCACCACCCAGAGGAUCAACUACACGCACCCCUUCUCCAAUCAGACCAUGAAAUCGGCCCUGGUGGUUCAGGGGCCCCGGGAAGUGAAGAAGCGCGAGCUGGUCUUCCUCCAGUUCCGCCUGAACGGGAGCAGCGAGGACUUCAGCGCCAUCGACUACCUCCUCUUCUCCUCCUUCCAGGAGUUCCUGCAAAGCCCGGACAAGCCGGGCUUCAUGCAGGCCUGCGAGAGCGCCUACUCCAGCUGGAAGUUCUCGGGGGGCUUCCGCACCUGGGUCAAGAUGUCGCUGGUGAAGACCAAGGAGGAGGAUGGGCGGGAGGCAGUGGAGUUCAGGCAAGAGACCAGCGUGGUUAACUACAACGACCGGAGGCCGGCCACCGAGAGGAGCGCCCAGCUGUUCUUCGUGGUCUUCGAAUGGAAAGACCCUUUCAUCCAGAAAGUGCAAGAUUCAUGGCUUCAGGACCAGCCCAGAGCCUAGACAGGUAAGCUUCAGACCCACCGCGGGCUCCUUUGAGGUGAGCACGUCGCAUCGCCGCCCCUUAGCACUGUGAAGGUACAGCCAGCCGAGGGGAACGGGUGGAAGGAUGCUGGUCUUCAGCCUCACCUGCGGAAUGUGUGCUCCAGGGUUUUAACGCACAGCCGUUAGCGUGAGGGGGCUGCAGCGGGCCAGUAGCCCCGCACCGAAGGCUGCCGCUUGGCCACCGCGUAUGCCAGCACUGCACUCCUGCUGUCUCGGGUCCUUCUGCCCAACUGGACUUACAAGUGGUGGAGUCACAAACGCAACACAAUCCCUCUGCCUUCAGGAGUACAUCUGAGGCAGAAGUCUUGCUUAAGGUUACUAAUGCCAGACAGUACCUCGCUGGAAGGAGUGCGCGGGGUAAAGAGCCCUGCUGCCCCCAGGCAGGGUCUCGGCCUGGCGCUUGGAGCGAGCGCGGAGCUUGCGAGUGAAGCGUGCAUCAGUCUGGGCAGGAGCAAAGGGAGGAGGGAGGCGCCGUGGGCAGGGGAAGGAGGCGGCGGGAAAUGGAGGCAGUGCUGAGAUGGGAGGGAAAUGAGGAACUCACCUCACGGGCUCGGUACAGUUUCGGGGAAGUUUCCCUCAAAGCAGAGUUGCUUAUAUUUGGGUCAGGCAAAAACAAAAAACAGCUCAGUAAUGAAUGUAUUUUUGCAGAGAUUUAAAAAAAAUUUUUUUCUCUUUCAGAAUCACUUUUAUAGGGAAGGGUUUGUAUCUCUGUCCUCGGUCUAGGUGUGGACAUGCAAGGCGUAGACUGAAUAGUUACGAGGUUCGAAGCCCCGGUGUUUUUCUUGCAGUCACGUGUGUGACUUAGGACUGAAGCAAGCCAGUCACCUAGUCUUUCUCUU
Molecule: messenger RNA, 1958 nt
Organism: Chinchilla lanigera (long-tailed chinchilla)
Lineage: Eukaryota; Metazoa; Chordata; Mammalia; Rodentia; Chinchillidae
Gene: Pacc1
Product: transmembrane protein 206
Exons: 8
Coding region: 1-1077 (358 amino acids)
Cellular component (GO): cell surface
Source: RefSeq, a predicted model, not a curated record